Molecule: messenger RNA, 3919 nt
Organism: Aedes albopictus (Asian tiger mosquito)
Lineage: Eukaryota; Metazoa; Arthropoda; Insecta; Diptera; Culicidae
Product: trophoblast glycoprotein
Exons: 5
Coding region: 853-2385 (510 amino acids)
Molecular function (GO): protein binding
Source: RefSeq, a predicted model, not a curated record
CAUCAGAGUCUGCAAGUCCCGGAGGCUCGUUUAUAAGUGACCAUCAAAUUGCUGUUUUUUUUGUGUGCGACAGUCGGACGACAGUCAGUGCAGUGGCAGAAGAAAUACGGAAAAUUCGAGGGCGGCAAACCGCUUAAAGUUUCCACGGGGCUGAGCCAGGAUUUUUAGUGAGGGAAAACUACAGCUACAGAACAGUUCAAAGGGGGUCAACGGUCGGGUGGUGGGAAGUGACUAGUGAUGACGGACGAGGACGAUGUACCGCUGCUAGUGGAAAUUCGUGGUCGUCGUCGUCACCAUCGCCAAAAUAUCACGUCGUACGUCGUUGUCGUCGUCGUAGGUCGUCGCCGUCGUUGCCCCUAGAGAGUGAGAGUGAGCGCAAGUGGAAGAGAGCGCACCACCACAAUAUACCGUGAAUCGUGGAUCGGAGGCGGACCAGGUCGUUGUAGUUCUCGCGAGGGAAAACUCGCUUCAGUGUAGAGCCAGAAGUGCAACAGAGCGGAGCUUACCGGGAAGGAACGGCAUAGCGCACGGUGACCGACUGAACCGACGUGACGGACGUGUGAGAUUGUUUCGCGCGAUUAGAAGAGGAAUGUGUAUUUCUUAGGACCAAUGCUGUCCCAAGAAUACAAGUGCUGACUGGCGGAUGAUAAGCGCGGAAAGGACGGCCGGUGGACGUCGACGGAUUCAAUCAAUUAUUGAUCCAGGACUUGGUGGGGUGGGCGAGGGACUGACCACAGCUGCGAAGUGAUAAGCCUUUGAAGUGUUAACGGAAAGUGAAAGGGGUCGUCAUCUACGGGACGAAGAAAUACCGGUUGGGAGAGUGAAACACAGCGGGCAGCACGUAUUUUACAAAUGAAAAUGCUAAAGUCUAGAUUAGUGGCGUGCGGAUUUGCGCUGAUAUUGACGUUGAGCAUCUGUUUGCCGAAUGCCUUGGCCAGCGGUGCCGCCGAUGACAGCGACUACCACUACGCCGACGAGUACGACGAUGAGUAUGACGACAUCUACGAGGACGACUCAGCCCGGGAGGACCAGAGUUCACUUGACAGUGACAAAUUGUUGCCGCCGGUCAGUAGUAGCACCACCACCCGGAGUUACACGGACAGUACAACGACGGCUGUGGCGACCAGCCGUAGUACGGCAGCUCCACCGCUGUGGAGCGAUGAAGAUGACGUCCGGGAGGAGUACCCGUGUCCACGGGAUUGCACCUGCGAGGACGGAACCAAGUUUCUGAACUGCUCCGGGAGAUCCCUGCUGGAAGUUCCGACGGAUCUACCGCGGGAUGUGAUCCGGUUGGACCUAAGUGGGAACAACAUUAAGGCGGUUCCGGUGGAAGCGUUCCAGAACUGUACGGAGGUGCGGGAGAUUCUGCUGGAUCGGAACGUGAUCGAACAGCUGGACAAGGAGGUGUUCAUGAAGUUGGUACGGCUGGAUGUGCUGGGGUUGGGUGGGAAUCAGUUGAGUCAUUUGGCGGUGGAUACGUUUGGGGAGGCACACGGGCUGAGGAGGUUGGUGCUGAACGAGAAUCCGCUGGUGGUGCCGGAUGAGGGGCCGUUUUUGGAACAGGAGGAACUGGAAGAGCUGGAGAUGGCUCGGUGUAACUUGACGGAACUGAACAAGGAUACGUUCAGUGCGUUGGCGGCGUUGAAGUGGCUGAAUUUGGCGGGGAACGAGUUCGAUGAGGAUCUCAGCACCGAUGUUUUCGAACCGCUGCAGAACCUCCAGCGGUUACACGUCCCACCGCUUUCCGAGGACACCGUUCGCGACCUAUGCGACGUAGUAAAAUCGAUCGACGUCGUAGACAUCACGACCCACAACGUCAGCUGCUUCUACCUAGCAUCAGAGACGUCCUACGAGGAAAGCAUAAUCACUCAACGUCCAAUCACCCCGGAGCCAAAGAAGGAAACCACCGAAGCGCCCGAAGAGAGCAGGCCCAGCAAGCCGACCAAACAGGUGAAGAAAGUGGUCCUAAACGAGAAUGAAAUUGACUCCGAUGAGGACUCAGCGGUCCAGGGAACGCCUGCUCCUCCAUCCAGGCCUUCGGUGCCGUCACGGAAAUCAUCCAGCACUACCACCACUACCACCGCUGCUCCCACGGUCAGUGGUCCAUCGUCAGCUUCGAUAACCCACGCGGCGGACGACCCCAAGGAGGACGUCAAGAAGGAGAACACAACCGAUCAUGGCAACCAAUCGCUGCUGUCCUCGAUCAGUUCCGACACCAUGAAGCAACUGCUGAUGGGAAUCAUCGGGCUGGGGUUGCUCAUCCUGCUGAUCGGUAUCAUCUGCCGACAGACGGGCCUCAAGAACAAACUCUGCGGCUCCAAGCGAAGACCUGCCCCAACGGAUCAGGUGCGACCGGCCGAGGAAGUACCGCUGAACAAAGUCUAGAAGAGUCCUGCUCCAUUCUGCAAUAGUUUUGAAUAGUUUCCCGGAUAAACUGCCGCUUCGUGUGUAUGUGAUAUUACUUAAAAAGUAUUAGAUUACGAAUGGGGCAGGUAACGACUGCUGUUCGGGUUUCCCUGAAUCCGUAAGACGUCACGGAAACCUUAUGCAGCAAACAGCAAUGCGGUAUCGCCGGCGGUGCUUCAUCGGGUGGGAAUUUGGUGGAGAUUUGCCAAGCAAACAGUAAUCCCGGCUAUAGAUAGAGGCACGCGGACCAACCACAACAAUAUUUGCACAUUUGCCAGACACUCAUACACAUGGAAGUAAUAGGAAACGCAUUUUUUAGCAGUACGUGGGACAAUUGAAACCAUAAAGGAGAGAGCUUGCGGACGGCGAUGGCGCAAUUCUAGUCGAGGGUUGCGGCAGAGACAGAGGAACCGUUGUGAUUCGAAUUUUGGGCACUAAGUUUUAAGGAAAUUUCUGAUCUUGAUUGACUAAUAUGGUUAAAGUUUAAUGAACUUCUGUUGUACAGAUUUUCACAAGAAUUCAACCGAUGUUUGGUGAAUCUUUAACAAAGUUUGGUAGUUUCGUUUAAUGUCGUAGAUUUACCAAAUUCUAUUUAUAAUAAUGAUAUGCAAUGGUCCGGGAUUCUAACCACAACGGUAGUUCGUCAAGACGGACACGAGCAGGUAUAAAACUAAGUGAGUGGACAGGAAAAAAAUACCUGAGGGAACAAGUACAGUGCAGUGAAGUGACGCCACACGACCAAAAGCAAAGUUGUAAAUAUAGUUCGUAGGAAAAGAAAGAGGCGAAGCAGCAUGUGAGAGCCUACGUGUAAGGUGCGAAUCAGUCAGCCGAGCGGUGUGACACAUCACCCGACAAGACGGUACUCUAUACUAUAUAACCGUCGACGGUGACGACGGUACGAGGGUGAUGGUUGAAGGUUGCGUACGGUAACGAAUGAAUGAGUGUGUUCUUUAUAGCUCGUAAGUAGGUUAUAAGUAGGCAAGCAUCCACACUAAAACGCCUAGGUAGGUGGAACAUUCCUUUUCGAUUGAACAAAGUAGUAAACGAUUUCCUAGCAAGUUUUUGAUAAGAGAUUAGACGGUUGCACGUGGAAGCUAAUUUUAAAUAAGAGGAACCAAAAACAAGCUCUAUGUAUAAACCCACUUUUGUGAUGUUAUGGACCUUAUCAUGUAUUCAGACAGCAAAACAAACACCCUUUUCGUAUACGCGUAAAAUAAACAUUGCAUUGGACUAGCAUAUGGUAGGCACUUCCACAGAAAUUAACAUUCAUAAGAUAGUCAAUACAGCAAUUACUUGGAAACAGAAGUCCAUAUUUGUUCACACAUCAUAGCCAUCACUACUGAAGGCCAUUCUCUCGAAGUGCUAAAAGUAGGUGCAUUCAUAGGUCAACUUCAUCACCCAUUAGUAGUUUGUAAUUAGUAGGCAACUUGUUGCAACACUACCAACCAGCAACAAUUCAUUCAAACAGAAGAUUUUUAGAGGUGCAAAAUAAACACUAGCCAUUCGAAGUAGA